Ciona intestinalis (vase tunicate) is the source of this 1458-nucleotide messenger RNA. The record is from RefSeq and is a predicted model, not a curated record. Lineage: Eukaryota; Metazoa; Chordata; Ascidiacea; Phlebobranchia; Cionidae.
CUACAACGUAUAUUACAUUUUAGGAGCAAGAAUGUUAAGUGGACUGUAUUAAAGCAUGUAGCGAUUUCUUUUUUUGUUUCUAAAUAAACUAUUGCAACCACAAUAAGCAUCAAAGCAUGGAGCCGCAUGAAGGCUUUGGUCUCCCAGUUGAAUCAUUUCCAAAAGAUUUCAGUUACCAUGGUGAUGAUGGGGAGGAUGCAGUUGCCACAGCAACAUCAAGUGACAUGAAGCCACGAAUUCUCAUCAUGGGACUUCAGAGAAGUGGAAAAUCAUCAAUACAGAAAGUCGUUUUUCACAAAAUGUCACCAAACGAAACGUUGUUUUUGGAAAGCACAUCGAAAAUAUUCAAAGACGAUGUCUCGAACAAUUCUUUUAUUAAUUUCCAAAUAUGGGAUAUACCAGGGCAGAUAGAUUUCCUUGAUAACACAUUUGACCUGGACAUGAUUUUUGGUGGAACAGGGGCUCUUAUAUUUGUGGUCGAUGCACAGGAUGAUUACAUGGAGGCAUUAACCUGUCUGCAUCAAACUGUGUCAAAGGCGUUUCGGGUUAACCCGCAAAUAAAGUUUGAAAUUUUUAUCCAUAAAGUUGAUGGUUUGUCAGACGAUCAUAAAAUUGAAACUCAGCGAGAUAUUUCACAGCGUGCUAAUGAAGAAUUACAUGAAGCGGGUCUCAGGGAUCUGCAUCUCAGUUUUCAUCUCACUUCUAUUUAUGAUCAUUCAAUUUUCGAAGCAUUCAGCAAAGUGGUGCAAAAAUUAAUCCCGCAGCUUACAACACUAGAAAACUUGCUCAGUAUUUUUGUACAGAAUUCUGGUGUGGAGAAGACAUUCUUAUUCGAUGUUGUAAGCAAGAUAUACAUCGCAACAGAUGGAUCUCCAGUCGAUAUGCAGUCAUAUGAACUCUGCUGUGAAAUGAUUGAUGUCAUGCUUGAUAUGACAUGUAUUUAUGGUGAUGAAACUGAUGAUGGAACACCACAGGAUUCAACAUGCAUAAUUCGAUUAAACAACACCAGUAUUUUGUAUCUGCAAGAAGUUACCAGGUUUCUCGUGUUGGUUUGCAUUUUAAGGGAUGAUUCUUUUACUCGCAGAGGAAUUAUAGAUUACAACAUACUUCUAUUGAAGAAAGCGAUCAACGAUGUUUUUGAUGUGCGGCUGAGACAAGGAAAACAAAAUGGUCAUCUUCCAAUAGAGGGAAGAAAUAAUCUAAUGCAGCUUUCCACUUCCGCCAAUGCUUGAGCCAUUCCCCUCAGUGUGACCUUGUUUAAUAUUAUCUUGGAGGCACAUAGUUUACUUACGAAACUUUGUACCUUGCGAUCUAGCAAAAUUUUAUGGUACAGAGAGAGGCAGCUUGUGGGUUAUUAUUAUAACAUCCUUACUUUUUCCAAGUAACUGGCAAGUGCAUUAGUAAAAUAAUAUAUUGUGGCCUGUAAGAUUCUUUUCUCAAUAAAAUCAAAUAUUCUCA